AUUGGACAUACCCUGAGGACUUCUGCUCCCUGAAAUCACGAAUGGAGCAGAUUGAGAAAUCAAAAGCAUAUGCUGAAAAAGGACUCUUAGCAAAAAUAAAGCUUUGCCUUUCAAAGAAGCCACUGCCAUCUCCCACCUACCGAAAGAAGUUUGACCACGACUUUGCCAUCUCCACUUCCUUUCAUGGGGUACACAAUAUUGUUCGGAAUAAGAGCAAAAUUCGCAAGGCGAUCUGGUUGAUGGUGGUCCUGGGCUCAGUCUCUCUCCUGGUAUGGCAGAUCUACAGUCGCCUGGUCAACUACUUCACAUGGCCAAUCACAACGUCCAUAGAGGUUCAGUAUGUGGAAAAGAUGGAGUUCCCAGCUGUGACAUUUUGUAAUUUAAACAGGUUCCAAACAGAUGCUGUAGCCAAAUUCAGUGUUAUCUUUUUCUUGUGGCAUAUUGUGUCCAAAGUUCUCCAUCAUCAGGAAAUCAGUGCCAAUUCCACUGGCUCUGAAGAGGCUGCUGAUUUUGUUAAAAGUCACCAAAACUUCAGCAUUGCAGAAUUUAUCAGGAACAAUGGGUUUUAUCUCAACAGCAGCACUUUGCUGGACUGUGACUUUUUUGGAAUGCCAUGUGGUCCAAAGGAUUUUGCACAUGUCUUCACUGAAUAUGGAAAUUGUUUUACUUUCAAUAAUGGUGAAACUAUUCAAGCAAAUAAAAAAGUGAGUGUCUCCGGAAGAGGCUUAAGCUUGCUCUUCAACAUCAAUCAGGAGGAAUUCACUGACAACCCAGCUCUUGGUUUUCUUGACGCUGGGAUCAUCUUUGUUAUCCAUUCGCCAAAGAAGGUGCCACAGCUUGAUGGCGUAGGCUUGUCAACACCUGCAGGGAUGCACGCUCGGGUAACCAUGCGCCAAAUGAAGACAGUUCAUCAAGAAUAUCCUUGGGGAGAAUGCAAUCCUAACAUCAAGCUGCAGAAUUUUAGCAACUACAGCACUUCCGGUUGCUUGAAGGAAUGUAAAGCCCAGCACAUAAAAAAGCAAUGUGGAUGUUUGCCUUUUCUGCUUCCUGGAAAUGGGAUAGAAUGUGACCUACAAAAGUACUACAAUUGUGUUACUCCUAUACUUGACCACAUUGAACUUAAGGAAUUAUGUACAGUGGGAACACAUAAUUCUAGCUGUCCUGUGUCUUGUGAAGAAACAGAAUACCCCGCCACUAUUUCUUAUUCCAGUUUCCCAAGUAAAAAAGCUUCAAAAUAUCUCUCCAAGAAGUUGAAUAAAAGCCAGAAAUAUAUCAGGGAGAAUCUUGUAAACAUUGAAAUAAACUAUAGUGAUUUGAACUAUAAGAUAACCCAGCAGCAAAAAGCAGUGAGUGUGCCUGAAUUACUUGCAGAUGUUGGUGGUCAGCUGGGCCUAUUUUGUGGGGCCAGUAUAAUUACAAUUAUAGAAAUUAUUGAAUAUAUAUUCACCAAUUUUUGCUGGGUAUGCAUUUUCUUUUUGAUGAAGAUACCUGAAAUGACCCAGUGGACUCCUCCACCUCAGAAUCAUCUGGGGAAUAAAAAUAGAAUAGAGGAAUGUUAAUGUUAAUGUUUACAUAGAAUAAAAGCGUUUGCUUUUUUCUUCACAAUACCUUCAGAUUUAUCAUGACUAAUUCAUUGUUAUGUAACUUCAUAAUGUAGUCUUGGGGUUCAAUAAAAGCCAAUGAAGAUAUGUGUCUCUU
Molecule: messenger RNA, 1698 nt
Organism: Microcebus murinus (gray mouse lemur)
Lineage: Eukaryota; Metazoa; Chordata; Mammalia; Primates; Cheirogaleidae
Gene: ASIC5
Product: acid sensing ion channel subunit family member 5
Biological process (GO): sodium ion transmembrane transport
Cellular component (GO): plasma membrane
Molecular function (GO): ligand-gated sodium channel activity
Source: RefSeq, a predicted model, not a curated record